GCUGGGGCGGCAGGCUCUGGGCUGGCGGUGCUGCAUGGGCUGGGGGGGCACUGUGGACUCUGCAUUUCUGCCCUGCCCUGGAGCCAGCAGUGUGUGUCAGCAGCUUUGGCUCUAUAUUGAUCAGAAACAGGAACGCAUCACCUCUUUGAAGUGCUGUUCACACUGUCCUGGGGCUCCUGGUGGGCUGCCUUUGCUUUAGGAGAGAGGCUGGGAAAUGGAGGGUACAAAGCCCAGCGAGGUUCGCUUUAGAGGCUGCCUGUAAUUUUACCCACCCCGAGCCCUGGGUGCAGGGUGUCGUGUGACAGAGCGUUUGGGAGCACGGAAGGACACAGCCUGGAGAGUCGCUCCCAGGGAUUUUAGCAGUUUCUUUCCUCACCUCUGUCGUCCCCCGGCGCUGGGUGCCCAGGGCAGUGGCAGAGUUGAGACCUGUGCCCAUAGGUGCUCCCAGGACACGUGCCUAUCGCGUGCUGGCUGCUGGCGAGGACCCUCCGGCUGCGGUACGGUCCUGCCAUACCAAGCAGCACAGCAAAGCCCAGGCUGGGGCUGCCCUGGCGCUGCAGAGCCUGGGGGAGCUCCUGGGGGCACCCCAGCCCUCUGCAGAGCCCUGGGGCACCCCGAGGGUGCAGCACCAAGCCACAGCACCCAACGGCAGGCACAGAGGGCAUAGUGCCAGGGCUGCCGGGCGCUUGAGCCAGUGCUUCUCUGCAGGGACCCCUCCAACCAGGCCUGCUGGGCUGUGAAGGGUCCUCCUGGGACAGGCAGGCUCCUGGAUCUUCUCUCCCUCCCCCUACAAGGUUUUCUUGCAAGCAUCUAAGGGGGUGGGCUGCGAUGGGGCAGCAAGGCUGGGACACCGGCUCGGGCCUGGACCCUUCUUCCUUCCUUGGGUGCUGCGACUCGUCCCCCAUGUACCAGCUCUCCCCAUCCCUGCCCCCCAGCACCCUGUGGGGAGCCCUCCCUGUGCUGGGGCUGGAGGGAGGAUGCUCGCCUCAGCUGCCAGCGUGAGGAGGGAGCCAUCUCCAGGGGCUCGGCCAUACCUGGAGGGCACCCCUCUGCCUCCAGAGAGCUGGCCUCAGGAUGCUGCUGGUUCGCACCUCGCAGCAAGACCUGUGGCUCGAAACAGCCAUGUCUGCAACUUGGAAAAGCCUCUUUUCCCUGGCUGCAGAGCCUGGCCCCUUUCCUGCCCUGCUUGCAGACGGAGUGGAUUAGCCAGCGGAGCAGCCUUGACAUGCAUCCAGCUUGGCCACAGGGCUGGACACAAGAGCACCUCAGGAAGAAGGUUUGAGAGCAAAGAGCAGCAGCCAAAGGGCAGAGCACCCACAGGACUGGGCAUGGAGGUCAUGGCUCCUGCCACCAUCAAUGCCUUGAAUGGCUCCUCCGUGAAGCUCUCCUGCACCUUCAACUCCUGCUACAAGGUGGAGAACAAGCAGUUCUCCCUCAACUGGACGUACCAGGAGUGCAGUAACUGCUCCGAGGAGCUGUUCCUGCAGUUCCGGAUGAAGAUCAUGAAUAAGCAGCUGGACCGCUUUGGGAACCGGGUGGAGUUCACGGGGAACCCCACCAAGUACGAUGUGUCCUUCACCCUCAAAAAUGUGCAGCUGGAGGACGAGGGCACCUACAAUUGCUAUGUCCUGAACCCCCCGGACCGGCAGCGGGGCCACGCCAGCAUCAGCCUGAAGGUGCUCACCAAAGAGCCCCCAAAGCACGACUCAACGGUGGCUGUCAUCGUGGGCGCCUCUGUAGGAGGCUUCUUGGCCGUGGUGAUCCUGGUGCUGAUGGUGGUGAAAUGCGUGCGCCGGAAAAAGCAGCAGAGGCUGAACACGGAUGACCAGAAGACGGAGGAGGAAGGGAAGACAGAUGGCGAAGGCAACCCGGAUGAGGGCACCAAGUAACGGCCCCCUGCCCACCCCUCCCUCUUCACCCCUGUACAGCGUGACCCCCUUGAUGUGCUUCCCAGAGCGAGGAUUUCUGUCUCCCCAGAGCAUCCCUCCUUCCAUCUAAAUACCCAAGCCAGCCUGGAGCAGGGCGCGGAGAGAAGGUGGUCCCCGGAGCCUGGCCGCCCCGGGCAGGGCUGGGGGGGUGGCUGAAGUGCACCGAGGCUGCCCCUGGGGCUGAGCUGGGACCGGCUUGUCCCCUGCUCCCGCUGGGCACGCUGAGAGCCAGAGCACUGUGAGGGACCAUGGAGGGGUGUUGGGGACGGGGUGGAACUGGAAAGGGGGGACGAGCGCGGUCCCCAUGCACAGAGGGGCUGGAGCAGGGGGUGCCAGGAGGGGCAGAGUGGGGCUGGGCAGCCCCAUGCCCAGAUAUCUGCACCCUGUCCCACUAGAAUAAGAGAGCAGGGGCCAGCGGCCAGCAGCCAUCUGCCCUGAGGGCCACGUCUCACCCCCGAGGCGCCUCUGCUGUGCCCGGGGCACGGACACUGGUGUACCCGUCCCCGAGGGAUCCCCCAUAGCUGCCCGUCUCCUCCUUGCAAGCCCUGUGUGCCAGCACUGAGGGUGCUGUGACAAGAAGUUUGUGCUCCUUAGGGACUGUCCCAGUCUGCUCAGAAGCUGGUGGCCGGGUAAAUACCAUGAGCCCACGUGCUGUCUCUGAGCUUUGCUGGUUUCUGGAGCCGCUAAUGGCUCCUGGUGUGUAAUGGAUGUACCCUUCUGCCUCUUGGGCUAUUUUUGGGCCUGAGCAUCUCAAGCAAAGGUGCUGGGCUGACUUUUUUGUGCUUUUUUCCUUCUUGGGAAGGGUAAUUCUAAUGGAAAAUGUUCUGCUGAUGUGCCAAACCGAGGUGGUGGGGAGCAGCUGCUAGGGACAAAGAGCUGCUGGGAGGAAGCGGAGUUUUGGGGCGCUUGCUGGGAAGGACUGGGCCCAACCGCAGGCCCAGAGGCAGGACAGCUCUGUCACACCCCCCCGCGCAACCCUGCGAUGCCGAGGCUGCCUCCUCCAGCCUCCCUGCAGAGCACUGCACAAUCCGUAACCGCCACGGCAAUGCGCUGCCAGCCCGCCCGGCCGCGGCCCUGCAGUGCCGGCUGCCGCCCGCCUCAGCCCCCUCCACGGUCCGGCGCCUGCCCCGCUUGCAGCAGCUCCCCCGGCGCACCCCGGGAGCUGCCCCGCGCGCUCUGCGCUCCCCUCCGAGCAGCGGCCCGGGCAGCUCGGGGGGGCAAGGGCAGGCGCGAGCGAGCGGUCAUCGCGCCUGGUCCCACCCUGCCGCAGGGCAGGGGUGCAGAGAGCCCCAGGGAUCGGGGCCGGCGGUUCUGCCUGUCUCGGGCUUGCCGCCUGGCCUUGGGCAAGCCCCUUGCCUCCUGCGCCAGGCUGGUGGGUGAGCUGUGCCUGGCUGCAGUGCGGGGAGCUCGCCCCGGGGCCUCUUCUGGGUCAGACUGGGAAAAUGACCCGGGGAAGUGUCCCCUGCCACACCGUGCCCGGGCUUUUCUUCUCCCGUGGCAGGCAGGACGUGGGGCAGGAGAGGGGCCAUGCACGGAGCCCCUGAGGCACUGCCCAGGUGACAGCGGUCCCCUGUCACCACGAGCAGCACUGCCAGGGGAGCAGGGAGACCUUUGCCACAGCACCCGCCGCCCAGCGCUGCCGCGUCCCUGCGUGGGUCCCGUCCUGGCCAUGCCGCCAGGCCCCGGGGAUGAAGGGAUGGCCGUGUGCUCCCUGCUCUGCCCCCAUCGCUUUCUGCCCCGGCCCCGUGUGCCCUCUCCACCCCGCUCCACCUCGCUGGGCUCCGCGCCGCUCCCCUUCCCCUCUGCAGCAGGAAUGCGCCGUGUCUGCCGUGCGGCUUCCCCCUCUUCCCACCGGCUUGGCUGCGCGGGGAGGGCUGGGCUGAGGCUGCCUGCCCCCGCGCACCCCCACGCCGGACGGCUUUGCCCGGGCAGUGCCGGUGGGGAGCCGGCCGCAAGGCUGGUUCCCCGGGGCCGCUGCUGCUCGAGGCUGGGCUGCGUGCGGCUCCACGCGGGACUGAGCUGGCAACUCCGCGGCCAGAGGCCUCCGACUGCUGCACAAGAGCAGCCUUGCAUCUGCCUUUCAUUUCUUUCAUGCACUAUCCUUGGAUUGCAACUUGCCAAUGCAUCUGUAUGUACAUAGCUGUACACAACAGAGAGAAUCUCUAAAAAUAUAUAUAUACACACAGGA
Molecule: messenger RNA, 4116 nt
Organism: Tyto alba (common barn owl)
Lineage: Eukaryota; Metazoa; Chordata; Aves; Strigiformes; Tytonidae
Gene: SCN2B
Product: sodium voltage-gated channel beta subunit 2
Exons: 4
Coding region: 978-1889 (303 amino acids)
Cellular component (GO): membrane
Source: RefSeq, a predicted model, not a curated record